UGACAAUUGUGGAGUGUGCAGGAUGAAAACACAUCUGGGGAAGUAUUCCUGUAAUCUCAAACUGGACCCAGUCACAGCAAGCAGACACCUCUGUCUGUCUGAGGGCAACAUGAAGGCGACGCUGAGGAACAAGCAGCCAUAUCCUGAUCACCCAGAGAGAUUUGACACCUAUCAACAGGUGAUGUGUGGAGCUGGUCUGACUGGGAGGUGUUACUGGGAGGUCGAGUGGGAAGACAAGGCUUAUAUAGGAGUGACUUACAGAGGAAUCCGAGAAACAGGAGACAGUGAUGACUGCAGGCUUGGAGGAAACGACAAAUCCUGGAGUCUAGACUGCUCUGUCGAACGUUUCACCGCCCGACACAGAAACAGAUCAACAGCCAUCCGUGUCUGUCCCUCCCUCUGCUUCUCCUCCUCCUCCUCCUCCUCCCCCUCUGGCAGAGUAGCAGUGUAUCUGGACUGGCCUGCUGGCUCUCUGUCCUUCUACAGCGUCUCCUCUGACGCUCUGAUCCACCUCCACACCUUCACCUGCACCUUCACUGAACCUCUGCACCCUGCGAUUGGGCUUGACUGGGGGUGGUUAGGCUGCUCGGCAUCUCUGUGUCAGACUGAUGUGCUGUAUCCUGUGUUUAGAAACACUCUCACUGGUGUACAGAGAGAGCUGCUGACAUGAAAGCUACUAGAAUCACUCAAACACACACACACACACACACACACAUGAAAGUAAAUCCCCAUCUGCCCCCUCUGUGUGUCCCAUCAGAAAGAGAAAUCAAAUUAGAGUAAGAGCUAGUAUAGUACUCAAAAGAUGUGGUGACAA
Molecule: messenger RNA, 814 nt
Organism: Myripristis murdjan (pinecone soldierfish)
Lineage: Eukaryota; Metazoa; Chordata; Actinopteri; Holocentriformes; Holocentridae
Product: stonustoxin subunit beta-like
Exons: 2
Coding region: 23-670 (215 amino acids)
Molecular function (GO): protein binding
Source: RefSeq, a predicted model, not a curated record